AUGAAAUUUGAAUCAGAGAAAAAAGCUUGUGAGUUUUAUGAAACAUAUGCAGAAUAUCAUGGGGUUGCUGUAAGAAGAGAUGAGAUUGACCGUGAUUUCAAAAAAAAUAUUAUUAUGCGCCAAUUAGUUUGUAAUAGAGAGGGGAAAAGACAUAAGAAACAUAUGUUAAGGGUUGAUCGACAUAGGGGGCCAAGGCCAAUCACUCGAACAGGUUGUCUUGCUCGGUUGUGUGUGGCAUAUGAUGUAGUGACUAGAAGUUGGAGAGUUGUUGCAUUUGAAUCCGCUCAUAAUCAUAAGUUAACUCCACAUCGGUUUGUUCAUUUUAUUCCUAAGUAUCGUCGACUGAGUGAAGCUGAUAAAGCGCUUGUUGAUGGCUUGCAUACAUGUGGUGUUAGAACAUGUCAUAUUUUGGGUUUUAUGUCGUCUUCACUGCAAGUUCAUUAA
This is a messenger RNA of Vicia villosa (hairy vetch), 444 nucleotides long. Its product is annotated as protein FAR1-RELATED SEQUENCE 5-like. The transcript has a single exon. The record is from RefSeq and is a predicted model, not a curated record. The coding region runs from base 1 to 444 and encodes 147 amino acids. Lineage: Eukaryota; Viridiplantae; Streptophyta; Magnoliopsida; Fabales; Fabaceae.